Aureobasidium pullulans EXF-150 is the source of this 2474-nucleotide messenger RNA. Its product is annotated as glutamate-cysteine ligase Gcs1. Gene Ontology annotation, biological process: glutathione biosynthetic process. Gene Ontology annotation, molecular function: glutamate-cysteine ligase activity. The transcript has 6 exons. The coding region runs from base 380 to 2353 and encodes 657 amino acids. Lineage: Eukaryota; Fungi; Ascomycota; Dothideomycetes; Dothideales; Saccotheciaceae. The record is from RefSeq and is a predicted model, not a curated record. Gene Ontology annotation, cellular component: glutamate-cysteine ligase complex.
GCACUGAUUAGGCAACAUGCCCCGCGAAGUCGGGCCUCGCCGGCCGGAGCAAAUGGCGUGCUUGGACUGCCGUCCUGUUGUUCGCGUCGAGCAUUUGUAAUGCGCUUUUCACAUGUCGCCGACUCUAGCUUGAGCUGUGCUAUUGUUUUCUCUCCUGUCUCUACCCGCUAUCCACAUCCUUCCAACCUACCAGGACCCAUACAGCUUCGCAUUAUGUGGUAACCGCCCACACGACAGCCUAUCGCGGCCUCAGUAUCUUCACCAAGAAACACGAUUCUUGCAGCCCGCCUGCAGCAGAAACAGCAAUAUCCGUCUCAGCAGCUUUUUCUUGCCGGAAGCCAAUUGAAGAGCGCGUACGACGUAGCGCAAACUUACGAGCAUGGGUCUCUUAGCAUUGGGAACGCCGCUUGCCUGGCCGGAAGCGAAGAAGGUCGCCGGACAGGUCAGAGAAUGGGGUAUCGAGCAACUUCUGGCGACAUGGCGACGAGCCAAGGGCAAGGAGCGCGAUGCCCUGCUCUGGGGAGACGAGAUUGAAUACCUCGUCGUGACAUACGAUGACGACAAGCGUCAAGUCCGACUCUCACUACGCCAAGCAGAUAUUCUCGAGGCUUUGGCGAGCGAUGAGAAGCUUCUCGCCCAGGGUGGUGGUGUGGACGAGAUCCAGCGUGGCUCAGCCAGGCCCGGCAAGACAGCUCCCGUUUUCCACCCCGAGUUCGGCCGUUUCAUGCUCGAGACGACUCCUGGACGACCAUGGGGCAUUGACUUGAAAGACCUGCUCGAUGUCGAGCAAGACAUGAAGUGGAGGCGCACGAUUGCAAAGGAGCACAUGGAACCCAGCGAAUUCCCAAUCACCCUGACUACCUUCCCGCGAUUGGGUGCCAAGGAGCGCUCCAUCACCCCCGAAUAUCCUCUGAACGGCGACAAGCUGAGAUCUCAAUUCUUGCCGGACGAGAUCGCAAAUCCUCACAUACGCUUCCCCACCUUGGCAGCCAACAUUCGCGCCCGUAGAGGUCGCAAGGUCGAGAUCAAUGUACCCGUGUACAAGGACGAAAACACAAAAUGGCCGUUCAGUGACCCUACCGUGGACUACGACCUCCACACUUGGCCCGAAGACGACGAUGUUCGCAAUGGAGCUGUAAAAGAGAACCACAUCUACAUGGAUGCCAUGGCUUUCGGCAUGGGAAGUUGUUGCCUACAGAUCACCUUCCAAGCGAAGAACAUCGACGAGGGACGGAAGAUGUACGAUCAACUCAGCCCAAUCGGUCCUGUUCUGCUAGCCUUGACGGCCGCCACUCCCAUCUAUAAGGGCUUCUUGGCCAACACCGAUGUCAGAUGGAACCAGAUCAGCAGAGCCGUCGACGACAGAACCCCCGAGGAGCUUGGAGAGAAGCCUUUGAAAGAGUCAAGAUGGCGAAUUCCAAAGUCUCGGUACGCCUCGAACUCGACCUACAUUGCUCAGGAUCCCCGCUUGCGCAAAGAGUACUUCGAUCCCGACCUCGUGGUUGACCCCGAUAUGAAGCAAAAGCUCAUUGAUGGUGGCAUGGACGAUCUACUGGCUACCCACUUUGCUCAUCUCUUCAUUCGAGACCCCAUCGUCGUCUUCAACGAAGACCUAGAAGAACUUGAUUUGAACAAAGUCGAUCACUUCGAAAACUUGCAAUCCACAAAUUGGCAGCAUAUGCGAUUCAAGCCGCCGCCACCAGGCAACGACAUCGGCUGGCGUGUUGAAGUAAGACCAAUGGAGAUCCAGAUUACCGACUUCGAGAACGCCGCCUUCUCCGUCUUUGUCGUCCUCAUCACUCGUGCAAUCCUGAGUUUCGAUCUCAACUUCUACAUCCCUAUCCAGAAGACUACAGAGAACAUGGAGACGGCGCAUAUUCGCAAUGCUGUGACGGAACAGAAAUUCUGGUUCCGCAAGAAUCCAUUCCCUGCAACAAGACAGCCGAGGUCUGGUACCUCGACACCGACACAAUUCUCACGUCCUCCUAGCCCUGCCUCUCGAGUCGAAGACGAGUACGAGCUCAUGACCGUCAACGAAAUUAUGAACGGCAAAGUAGAUGGUUUCCCAGGCUUGAUUCCUCUGGUCGAACGCUAUCUCUCGAGCAUCAAUGUCGACGUUGAGAUUCGUUGCGAGAUGGCCAGAUAUCUGAAGCUCAUUCGUCAACGCGCGACCGGUGAGCUCUGGACAGCUGCCAAAUGGAUCAGACAUUUUGUUGCUGAGCACAAGGAGUACAAGAAGGACAGCGUGGUUGGCGAAGGCAUCACGUUCGAUCUUGUCAAGGCUGUUGAGCAGAUGACUGUCAACGAGGGCAAGGAUGGAUUGGGCGUCGAGAUGUUGGGAAAGAGAAAUUGAGAGGUGGAAAAGUCAUAUCAUUUGGGAGGGAGGGUUAUCCUGAUUCUUGCAUAUCCCUACGGCGCCACUAAGCAUACUUUAGAGCAGACAGAUACCCGAGUACAUAUCACUUCCUACAUAA